Molecule: messenger RNA, 1262 nt
Organism: Chilo suppressalis (striped riceborer)
Lineage: Eukaryota; Metazoa; Arthropoda; Insecta; Lepidoptera; Crambidae
Source: the annotation of a GenBank genome assembly
CUUUAUCUUUGUUGUCAAAUAAAUGUUCAUUCAAUCACUGAUUUUGGAUUUCUGUUUGAUAUUUAUAACAAACUUUCAUGUAUUUUCAAAAGUAUACCUACCUACUUCGUAUUUUUAUACAAAAUGGCGCUCGGAAAACAAACUGAGGUAGCUUUUGGCUCCAAUUUAAAAAGAUUUGGCAAAAUCACAGUUCAUCCUGGAUUAGACCCCAGUGGACUUUAUACUGUGCGCCCUGCAGCCUGCGAUCCAUGCCUUUAUCACCCACAACCUCUCCAUAAAAUAUUGGAAGGAAACAAAAAUAGGGGAUCUGUGCUAGACCCGUGGAGAUACAAAAAAGAGCUUGAAGAAUGGGCAAUAAAUUUGGGCUACAGGAACCAAUCUAUCCUUGCCCGGCGACGAUGGCAGCAAUCUAUAUUGGGUCCGGCUUGGACAGAAGUAAGCGAGCCUCGUGGAUACGAACCAGCUUGCAAAAAUCUAAGUUUUGGAAGAUCUCCUAGAUUCAAGCCGUCGAAGAACGUUAUACCCGGUCCGGGAACAUACUAUAAAGCUACUCCUUUUAAGGCGCCAUGUGGUUCCCAUUCAGUACGCCCAUCUUUUGAACGGGAAGAACCUUGCCGAUUUAAAAACAAAUGUCCUAACUGGUCGCUGGCACCUAAUCGUUAUAUGAUCGUGGAUAAGGAGUGCAUCGAACAGAAAUCUAAGAAAGUAGUCUCUCUAAGAGGUCCCUACGAUCUCUUUACAGGUAAAAGAGAUGGUUCAACUAUCAAAAACCAUUUCAACACGACAUUGAAGUGCUCUGCUGCUACAUGGCCACUGGCACUGAAGGGAUCUCUGGAGAAGUACAAAAACAGCCAUUUUGGAACGAUGAAUAAGACGAACAGAGAUUGUCCGUACAGAGGUCGGAAUGCAUUGGUGGACAUUGCGAUGUGCCUGAAGCGUCGGGAAGAGCCAGGUCCGGCUAAUUUGAACAUAAACAAGCCCAGAGUAUUCAAACAGAACAUAAGAGGUUUCAACAGUUCGUACGACAAGCCGCCUGGCUACCAGCGAGUAAUUGUGUGGCCAGGCGUCGGAAGGUAUAACUCGAAACCCGUCAGCUGCGGUAUACCUGGACAGGGACAUAAACACGUUUUUCUAAGCAAACAGGGCAGAACAAUUGGUGCAUAUCUACUACAGCCUAUGAAUUCAUUUUGAACGAAGUUUACAAAAUUUAACCUUGUACGUUAAUAUUUUAAAUAUAAGAUAGAUAUAGAAUUUUGACAUUG